CAUCUUCAGAUGAGUAUGUCUAUGAUUUCUAUGCCAUAAAGGAUGGUGUUGACACCAUGGAAGAAGAAACCACUAACCAUUUUCCUCUGGUUCGAGUUGAUGAUGAGGAUGACUUCCACGACGGUCCAGAUGAUCCAGAAUAUGAAACUGACGAUUCUAACGAUGAAAACAACCCACGGAAUGAUUACCCUGAAGAAAACUCAUCUGGGGAAGAGGAUGAAAGUGGAACUCAAUCCUCAAAUGAAGACCAGUCAGAAGCUGAGAGCGAAUCUUCCUCUGAUGAAAGCGGAGAUGAUAUAUCUUCUCAUAAUGGAGAGGGUUUGGAUUGCCGUGACUUGUCAGGUGAUGGGGAUCUGUUUCUUGAAGAUGAUAUGUGUAGCGUUGAUGAUGGUGAAUUGUAUGAUUACGAAGAUCUUGAUGAGGAAGAAGAUUAGUGGUGAUUUCAGAAUUAAGCGUGUUCUUGUAGGUAGGUACGCAUAUCUAUUCGUAGUUUUAAGUUUUAACUAUACAUUAUCAUGUACAAUAUUGAAUUGUGCUCUGGCUUCCCUUUCCAUUAAUUCAUGCAUUGUGGUUAAUUGAUUAUAGAACAGUUGAUUCCUACUUUUCCCCCGAUCAGUUAGUUCCACGUCCGAUUCCAGAACCACAACUUCCGAUCUAAAAUCUAAAUCGGGAAGGAUGUCCA
Molecule: messenger RNA, 682 nt
Organism: Cuscuta epithymum
Lineage: Eukaryota; Viridiplantae; Streptophyta; Magnoliopsida; Solanales; Convolvulaceae
Source: the annotation of a GenBank genome assembly